Molecule: messenger RNA, 1188 nt
Organism: Exophiala aquamarina CBS 119918
Lineage: Eukaryota; Fungi; Ascomycota; Eurotiomycetes; Chaetothyriales; Herpotrichiellaceae
Product: agmatinase
Exons: 3
Coding region: 1-1188 (395 amino acids)
Molecular function (GO): metal ion binding; agmatinase activity
Source: RefSeq, a predicted model, not a curated record
AUGGUGGCAACCUGGUGGACCUUUGAAUUGCUCGUUUUGCUCUUCCUCUUCCCAAUUGAGUUAUUCGGGCGUGACAUUAUUUUCCCACCGAUCAACCCACUACAAAUCACCUCACUUGGUCUCGCCAAUGCACCCGGUCCCGGGCAGGAUCAGCUCUUAGAAGCCCAGAAGUUCGCCGGACUGACAACAUUCGCAAAUCUGCCGUGGGUCCAUUGUCUGUCGGCAGAAGACCAUGUUGACAAGUACGAUAUAGCUUUUUUGGGAGCUCCAUUCGACACCGCUACGACCGGACGACCUGGCACACGCUUUGGCCCGACUGGUAUCAGAACUGGUUCGCGACGAAUCAGUCCUGUUGCUGGUUGGAGUCCUUACACCAAAGACAAUACCUUCCUUGACUGGGCUCGGAUCGUAGAUUGUGGCGACGCGCCCCUGACCUUCUUGGACAACACCGUAGCCUUGCAGCAGCUCUUGAAGGCCCACCAAACGAUUUCGAGCCGAGUAGCAAAUGCAUCGCAUGUGGCCAGGGUGCCUCGCCUGAUAACCCUUGGAGGUGAUCACACCACUACUCUAGCGGCUUUGAGGUCAACCAUCGAUCACUGGGGACCUGUAAGCGUUAUCCAUUUUGAUUCUCACAUCGAUACUUGGGAUCCAAAGGUUCUCGGCGGAGGAAUAUCUCAUUACGCCGGAGUGAACCAUGGAACCUUCCUCCAUAUUGCUCAUGAAGAAGGAUUAAUCCUAAAUACCUCAGCCCAUGCCGGGAUACGUGCUCCAGCGGUGAACAAGAAAUAUGACUGGAGAAAUGACAAACGGUGUGGAUUUGAGAUAACUACCGCGCGAGACAUUGACAAAGUCGGGGUGGCGGGAGUCAUUGACAGGCUGAAGUCACGAGUAGGCGAAAGCAAUGUCUACAUUUCGGUAGACAUUGACGUGCUCGACCCUGCAUAUGCGCCUGGUACAGGCACAGCGGAAGUUGGAGGCUGGACGACCCGAGAACUACUCAGCAUCCUUGAUGGGCUUGAGGGUCUAAAGGUCAUUGGCGCCGAUGUGGUCGAGGUCGCUCCUGUAUACGACAAUGCUGGAGAAACCACAGUCCUCGCCGCAGCAGAGGUAGCCCUCUCCCUCAUGAGCCUGAUGGUUGAAACACCAGUGCAGCCCCUCGAGAAAUCGACACCCUCACAAGAUGAAUAA